Coccidioides immitis RS is the source of this 1347-nucleotide messenger RNA. Its product is annotated as ATP synthase subunit 4, mitochondrial. The record is from RefSeq and is a predicted model, not a curated record. Gene Ontology annotation, molecular function: proton transmembrane transporter activity. The transcript is spliced from 4 exons. Bases 30 to 758 code for a protein of 242 amino acids. Gene Ontology annotation, biological process: proton motive force-driven ATP synthesis. NCBI's taxonomy places the organism in Eukaryota, Fungi, Ascomycota, Eurotiomycetes, Onygenales, Onygenaceae.
GUCAAGUUUACCGAAUUCCACGCAUCACAAUGGCGUCGCGAUUGGCAAAGAGCGCUCUUGGCGCUUCCCGUCUCCGGCCUGUCCUUUCUACCCGAACACUUCCCGCCGUUUCGCCCGUCACCGCUCGAUUCGCAUCCAAUGUUCCGGUGGAAGACCCAAAAACCAAAGCUCAAUCUAUCAUCGAUGCUUUGCCAGGAAGCUCCCUUGUGUCAAAGACCGCCAUUUUAUCCGGAGGCGCCGGUCUGGCCAUAGCCGCGAUUAGCAACGAACUUUACAUCGUCAAUGAGGAGACUAUUGCCGCCUUCUGUCUUCUCAGCGUGUUCACGGCCGUAUUCAAACUCGCCGGCCCUAUGCACAAGCAAUGGGCUGAGUCCCAGAUUCAGAAGCAGAAGGACAUCUUAUCCGCUGCUCGUGCUGACCAUACCAAUGCUGUUACGCAGCGUAUCGAGAAUGUCAAACCAUUGAGUGAGGUUGUUAACAUCACGAAACAGCUCUUCGAAGUCUCAAAGGAAACCGCACGACUGGAAGCUCAAGCCUAUGAAUUGGAACAACGCACUGCCCUCGCCGCAGAGGCCAAGAGGGUCCUUGACUCCUGGGUCCAAUACGAGGGCCAGGUCAAGCAACGCGAGCAACGCGAGCUGGCCGAAUCUGUUAUCGCCAAGAUCCGGAAGGAAUUGGAAAACCCCAAGCUCCUUCAGCAAAUUUUGCAGCAAAGUGUUGCCGAUGUUGAGAGGAUCGUGUCAUCCAAGGCUCAAUAGGUUUUCUAGGUUAUGUGAUUCAAAGCACCAAGGCUUUCAUUUUGUGUACAAAACUUCAGAAUUAGAAAACCAUCCUAGAUUUAUAUGAAUCUUUGUUUUGACAAUAAGGGCAUUGAACAUGGUUUUCUUUCUUCUUUUCUGCUGUUGCUAUCUCAUGAUAACUAACGAGAAUUCCAAACACAAGCCACCAACACUGUUUCCAGAAUUGAAGUCAAACUAAUAUUCCUAUGCUUGCAAGUGUUUCUUUAUCAUCCUUGUGCUUGAUACACAUUCAAGUUUUUCUGUCAGUUUAUAAUUCAAUGUCGCUCCAAUUUGUUUCGAGCCGCUGGGCGAUUAACUUUAUCAACUGGGUCUGACUCUACUCUCUGGGUGGACAGUCCUCGAAACGUGCGUACUUGCUCAAUUGGGAGCUGUAUUUGGUGCAGAAGCAUUCUACUCACCAGUGUCGCAGUGUAGGAUGCCUCAAUGUGUCUAGCACAGUGGAAAAAGUGGGAAAUCGACCCCGAAAGAUCAGUUUUAUUUAUAGACCGGCCAACUUAAGAAGUUGAAACCACGGUGAACAAAGCAGUUGACUGGACUCGAGCCCUAG